Molecule: messenger RNA, 728 nt
Organism: Aphidius gifuensis
Lineage: Eukaryota; Metazoa; Arthropoda; Insecta; Hymenoptera; Braconidae
Exons: 3
Coding region: 198-728 (176 amino acids)
Source: RefSeq, a predicted model, not a curated record
UUAAUCGAAGGAAUUAUAUAAUAUUCAGUAAACCUGAACAGACGAGUACUGGAGAUCAAGCAAAUUCCAUUAAUGGACAUAAAUUGCUGCCUGGAAAUAACAGUGCGAGCAACAAUGAUAAUACGUCAUUUUUGGUAUCAGUACGACAUGAUAACAAACAUAUUUGUCAAGGUUCCAUUUUAAACGGUUCCCUUGUUAUGGUACCAGGUCAUUGUGUUGAAUGUGGAUCCGAAAGCAACUUAGACUCACUUGAAGUUCUAGCUGGUACCAACAAGAUAAAUAACACAAGUUCUGGUAUCUUGUAUAAAGUAUCAGAUAUUUCAUGCAAAGAGAUAGAUCCAAAUAAUAAUAUGGCAUUUUUAAAAUUGAGUAAUAAUAUUACAAAUCAACGAACCAUUGGUUUAGGAGUUGAUCGUAAAAAUGAUAAUGUUACUAAAAAAGAAACACCCCCAAGGUUCUUCGUUGGUUGGAAGAUAGUAGAAGGAAAAAACUCCAGUAAAAUAGAAAAAAUAAAGACACCAAAUUUACGAGAGACAUGUUCUAAAAUUUUUAAAGAAUUAUCUUUAAGUCCCAACAAUUAUCUUUGUACGAAAAACUCAGAAUAUGACGUUUGUAAGGGUAAUAGUGAUCAUGUAUUGAUUUCUGAUAAUAGAAUCAUUGGAAUACCAACAAAAAUUGGCUGCGGUAAGGAAGGUAUAGACUACAAUAUUUUUACUCGUGUGGAAUGA